Medicago truncatula (barrel medic) is the source of this 1200-nucleotide messenger RNA. RefSeq lists its product as uncharacterized. The record is from RefSeq and is a predicted model, not a curated record. Lineage: Eukaryota; Viridiplantae; Streptophyta; Magnoliopsida; Fabales; Fabaceae. The coding region runs from base 1 to 1200 and encodes 399 amino acids. The transcript has 2 exons.
AUGGCGUUUCCAUUGUUGUGGAGGAAGUGGAUUAAAGAAUGUAUAAGCACAACAACUGCAUCAAUUCUUGUAAAUGGAAGUCCUACUGAUGAGUUCUCUUUGCAUCGGGGAUUGCGUCAAGGGGAUCCUUUAUCACCUUUCCUAUUUAUGAUAGCAGCUGAAGGUUUAAAUGUGUUGAUGAAAUCGGUGGUGGAGAAUAAUUUGUUUAAGGGAUAUGUGGUUGGUGCUUCAAACUCGGUGGUGGUUUCUCAUUUGCAAUUUGCGGAUGAUACGUUGUUAUUAGGUGAAAAGAGUUGGGCUAAUGUGAGAGCUUUAAGGGCGGUGUUGACUUUGUUUGCUGAGAUGUCUGGUUUAAAAGUGAAUUUCAACAAGAGUCUGUUGGUUGGUGUUAAUAUUGGAGAGUCGUGGUUGUUAGAGGCUGCAUCAGUUUUAAAUUGUAAAGUGGGCAAAAUUCUGUUCUUAUAUCUUGGUCUAUCUAUUGGCGGUGAUCCUAGAAAAUUAGCUUUUUGGGAACCUGUGGUGUCUACUAUUAAAACUAGAUUGUCGGGGUGGCAAAGUUGUUUUCUAUCUUUCGGGGGUCGCUUGGUUCUUCUUAAGUCUGUCCUGACUUCGCUUCCUGUCUAUGCACUUUCCUUCUUCAAAUCUCCGUCAGAUAGAGGUGGGUUUUGGUAUAGGGUGUUGGUGGCGAGAUAUGGUGAGGAGGCAAGGAGGUUGGAGGUUGGGGGCCGGAGUGUAUCAUCUUGGUGGAAGGAGGUAGCGAAGAUUAAGGAUGGUGUAGGAGAGGAUGAUGAGGGAUGGUUUGUAGGGAAGGUGUCGAAGUUAGUAGGGGAUGGUUCGAACACUUUGUUUUGGUUUGAUAGGUGGUUAGGAGAUGUUCCGUUUAAUAGACGUUUUGCUCGUUUAUUUGAUUUAACGACGAAUAAAAUGUGUACGGUGGCUGAUAUGUAUCGAUUAGGUUGGGAGGAGGGUGGGGAUGCGUGGGUGUGGCGUAGAAGAUUGUGGGCUUGGGAAGAGGAGUGUAGGUCUUUACUUGAUAAUGUUCGUUUGCGUUUGAAUGUUUUAGACAGGUGGCAGUGGGAUCCAGAUACCAUUGAUGUUUAUACAGUGAGAGGGGUUUAUCAGAUUCUGACAACCUCGGUUUCCAACACGAUUGUAAAGACAGACGAAUUGGUAUGGCAUAAGCAAGUACCUUUGAAUUAG